UUCCAAUACUGGAAAGCCUGCAGCAACUACUAAAUGAUGAGUCAAUUCUUUAUGAGGUAACAAUUGCACUGCCAUUAACCAUAAGUUAUAGUAACUGAAAUACUAGAUCAUGCAAACAAAGACUAUUUAGGUAUAUUAUUCAUAGAUACAACGCCUUCUAGCCCAUAUUUUAGUAGCAAUUAACUUUUAAAUGGACAAGUGGUUUAAUAGGUUAACAUUUUCUUUUAUUAAUUUUUUAUUACAGGUUGAGAAUCCCCAUCAAAAAAAUGAUGAAACUUUGUGUGAUUUUUGUGAUGGUGAAGUUUUCAAAAAACAUCCACUGUUUAGUAGAGACCCAACAGCUCUGCAGCUCUUGGUUUACUUUGAUGAAGUAGAAGUAUGCAACCCAUUGGGAUCGAGAGCAAACAAGCAUAAACUUGCCGCUUUCUAUUAUACCUUGGGAAACAUACGUCCAGAGUAUCGUUCUCACAUAAACUCAAUCCAACUACUUGGCCUUGUAAACAGCAAGCAUCUGAAGACAUAUGGUGUGAAUGCUAUUCUUGAUGUUUUUAUGAAAGACCUUAGCAAAUUAGAACAGAAUGGUGGCUAUGAGUUUAUUAUUAAGGGGAAUCCAAGAAAGCUUGCUGGGACUAUCUGCUAUUUCUCAGGGGACAAUCUUGGGUGCCAGUGUGUUGGUGGGUUUAAACAAGGUUCUCAAUCACAUAGGAAGUGUCGCGUCUGCAUGGGUGUUGCUGCAGAGAUAACUGAAUGUUUUCACGAGAAAGACUUUGUACUGCGAACAAAGGAGAGUUACAAUGACCAGUGCCAGAGGCUUGAGCAGGGUGAUCAUUUCAAGAAAACAUAUGGAUUAAACCAAUCCUCCUUGCUUAACACUUCAAGAUAUUAUCAUGUGAUUGGUGGGCUUCCUGCAGAUGCAAUGCAUGACAUACUUGAAGGUGUUCUACAAUACAUUGUCAAGGAGUUAUUAAAAGUUUAUAUAAUUGAAAAGAAGUAUUUCAAAUUGGAAGACCUGAACAGAAGAAUUGAAGUUUUUGAUUUUGGCUAUCACAAUGACACCAAUAGGCCAGCACCAAUUUUACCCCAGAGGUUGGUGUCACAAGACAACAGUUUGAAACAACAUGCAAAUCAAAUGUGGUGUCUUGGUCUACAUUUGCCUUUUCUAAUUGGAGACUAUGUCCCAGAAGAUGAUGACCACUGGGAGUUGUUGUGCAUCUUACUGAACACCAUUAGAAUUGUCUUUGCACCAGUUGUAAGUAAGGAUCAAGUGGCAUAUCUCCAAGUGCUAAUACAGAAACUCCUGGAAACAUUUAAGGAUCUCUUCUCUGACUGCAGUAUAAUACCCAAAAUGCACUACAUGAUUCAUAUGCCAAGAACCAUGCUGGAACUAGGGCCCCUUGUUCGAAGUUGGUGCAUGCGAUAUGAGGCCAAACACCACUAUUUUAAAAGAUUGGCUAUAGUUAUUGGAAACUUCAUCAACCUACCAUAUUCACUGGCAAAAAGGCACCAAGAGGGUGUCUCCUAUCGACUUCAAUCUGCUGAAGGUGGUUCCAGCUCAUUUAUUGAUAAGGGAAUUGAAGUUGGUCCAGGCAAAAUAUCCUAUGUUGGUGAUGUUUUACACAAUGAGCUUAUAGAAGCCAAAACUUCUGGAAUUAAUAAGCAAACACCUUUAUAUGAGGCUAAAUGGAUAACAAUCCAUGGCACAAAGUACAAAGUUGGUGCUAUAGUCCAUAUUGGAUUUGAUGAGGAUGAAUUUCCACAGUUCUGGGCAAUAAAGGAAAUUUUUAUUGUUGAUAACGAUGUUGAUAAAGCAUUGUUUGUCGUCAACAAGAAGGAAAGUUUAACAUUUUCUGAACAUUACCAGGCUUAUGAGAUUUGUACUCCAAGAGAGAAGCACAUUGAAGUCGUCAACUGGGAGAAUUUCACUUGCUAUUUGCCUUUCAAUGAAAUUAAACGAUUUGGAAGUAAUUCAAGAUAUAUUAGUUUGCGAUAUGAAUUAGAUAAGCAAAAGUGUAAAUAG
Dendronephthya gigantea is the source of this 2017-nucleotide messenger RNA. RefSeq lists its product as uncharacterized. The transcript has 8 exons. Bases 191 to 2017 code for a protein of 608 amino acids. NCBI's taxonomy places the organism in Eukaryota, Metazoa, Cnidaria, Anthozoa, Malacalcyonacea, Nephtheidae. The record is from RefSeq and is a predicted model, not a curated record.